This is a messenger RNA of Atta colombica, 1434 nucleotides long. RefSeq lists its product as uncharacterized. NCBI's taxonomy places the organism in Eukaryota, Metazoa, Arthropoda, Insecta, Hymenoptera, Formicidae. Bases 1 to 1434 code for a protein of 477 amino acids. The transcript has 6 exons. The record is from RefSeq and is a predicted model, not a curated record.
AUGCUAUCACGCUACUAUGGGAUAUUUAUCUUAUGUAUUGCCACGAUAGCCGGAGCAUCAUUUCCGCCGGUGGGGAGAUGGUGUUCUAUCUGGUUCACGCUAAGUAGCGUUAGCGUGCUAUUCACCUUACCGGAGAUCACACACCAAUGGUCGCUCUUAGGAUUGAAUCUCUGGUCGAAUCAUACAGCGGAUAAGCCGAUGUCUAACGAGCUUUUUGAACGUGACGCGAUUCGAUUUUCCAGAGUGCUGAACUUCUUUCCCGUUCCGGUCGAGGAAGAGUGCCUGUCCGAGGACAAACGACGUCAGGGAAUAUGCAUGAACACAUAUGAGUGCCAUAUUCAGCGCGGGCAAUCUCAUGGAUCAUGUGCGCUCGGUUUUGGCGUGUGUUGCAUAUUCACGGCAAGCUGCGACAAUGAGGUACAGAAUAAUCUGACCUACGUGACCAGUCCUGGUUUUCCCAACCUCAUCGACCGGCCUAUGAACUGCUCAGUGCUUAUACGGAAGAUCGAUACGGAGGUCAGCCAGUUGAGGAUCGACUUCGUCCAUUUCAACAUUGGUCAGCCAAACGCCUUGACUGGCGUGUGCGACGGAGAUGUCAUGGUAAUUAAUAGUAACAGGACAUCUUUCGAACUAUGCGGAUGGAACAGCGGGCAACACGUGUACGUGGACGUGGGCGAAGGCAACGAACCAAUCACUUUAAACUUCCGACUGCCAAGCGGAUUGCAAUCACGAAUGUGGGAGAUGCGAGUGGUGCAGCUGGGUUUCGAGCAACGUGCACCAGUCGGAUGUCUCCAAUACUUUUACUCGCCCAAUGGCACACUAAGGACAUUUAAUUAUCUCCCGAACGGCAGAUAUCUCGCCGAACGCGAUUACCUAUUAUGUGUACGUCAGGAAAGGGACAUGUGCGGUAUCUCUUAUCAACCUUGCACGCGAGACUCUUUUCGGAUAGGUCCUAAUAGAUAUCAAGAUAUGUCCAAUACGACCAAUAACACAAUUCCCGCAAUGAUCGCUGCAAACAGCGGAAAUGCUUCUACAGCUGUCAAUCCAAACGUCACUUCUGUAAACGGUUCCGGUAUGGACAUUGUCGAGGGAUCGGGAGCAGGAUUAUCUGAACAGGAAAUGGCUUUUAUCUCCAAUAUGAAUUCGGUACCUUUUUUUGGAAGACGGUGCAGAGACAGAAUACUUAUUCCUUGCGAUUUCGAGGAAUUUAUUACACCGGGAAACAACAUGGCAGGUAUCUGUAAUUUGGAGCGUUGCGGCAGUUCACUGUGCGACCAAAACGAACUCGACACAGAAGGCAAUUGCCGAGUUGAGACUUGGACUACUCCCUUUCGUAUAAGGGUAGCAUUUGGUCCGGGUAUCAAUAUGGACGGCACAUUGGAAGACAAUGCCGGCAUGUGCCUCACGUACCAACAGUUAGCUUGUGUAGCUUGA